This is a messenger RNA of Lactuca saligna, 667 nucleotides long. Lineage: Eukaryota; Viridiplantae; Streptophyta; Magnoliopsida; Asterales; Asteraceae. The record is from the annotation of a GenBank genome assembly.
AUGAUUGGCAACCUCACUACCCCGCUCAGAGGAACGUCUCUCGGAUUCAUGAAUGAUCCGCGGUUAUCACCGGCUGUUUCAACCGGAAAAGUGCAUUUCCGAUGUCACAAGGGUUGUACUUGUAAGGCCUUGCUUCAUGCAACAGAGGCUGACCAGGUCGUUGAUUCGACGUCGUGCAGAAGAUGUUCCAGUUUAUACGAAGUCCUAAGAGUCAAACGUAACGCCACGCCUAUCGAGAUCAAGGCUGCAUAUCGCAGUUUAGCGAAGAUUUACCAUCCUGAUACUUCGGAUCUGAAGCAACAUGAUCACAAUGGAAACUUUAUCGAGAUUCACAAUGCUUAUGCCACGUUAUAUGAUCCUGCGGAGCGAGCGAUGUAUGAUAUGAAGUUGAACACGGGAUUAGGACGGCGUUCGGGGUCGUUCACGGCCGGCGGAAAGAGGCGGGGUGUGUACACCUCCCGGCGAUGGGAGACUGAUCAGUGUUGUGGAACCGGUGCACUGAACCGGCCAAAAGCGGGGAAGAUAGGUGUUGGACUAAUGUUUGGGCCAAAAUAUAGAGUAUGGACCAAUGUUUUAGCCCACUACUACGGCCUACAACACAGUUGGCCUGGUUGGACUCAAUAGAUUGCGUCUCCUAAAUCUUAUAUUGUUGUUGACCAUAUAACCC